AUGUGGGUAAUUGGUGUCCCGUGUAGUGGUGUCUAUGGUCGUUCGUGUCAGUGGUGUCCUCGUGGUGUAUGUGCUGGUGUCCUCGUGGGUGUACUGUGUGUAGGUGUCCAUGUGGUGUCCUCGUGUCGUGGUGUCUGUGGUGUCCUCGUGUCGUGGUGUCCUCGUGGUUAAUCGUGUGUGGUGUCUAGUGGUGUCUAGUGUGUGGUGUUGUGUGUCCUGGUGUGGUGUCAUGUGUCGUGGUGUCUGUGUCGUGGGUGUACUUGGUGUUGUGUGUGGUGUUGUGUACUCGUGUGUGGUGUCUAUGGUGUCUCGUGUGUGGUGUCUGUGUCGUGGUGUCGUGGUGUAUCGGGUUGGUGUUGUGUUUGGUGUCUGUGGUGUCAAUGUGGUGUAAUAGUGGUUGUAUACGUAUAGUGGUGUAUAUUGGUAGUAAUCGUGGUGUAUUGCGUGUAGUACUCGUGUGUGUUGUCAUGUGUAGUGGUUGUAAUAUGGUAGUAAUAGUGGUGUAAUAGUGUAGUGGUGUAAUAUGGCAGUACAGUGUAGUGGUGUAAUAGUGUAGUGGUGUAAUAGUGGUGUAAUAGUGGUGUAAUAGUAUAGUGGUGUAAUAUGGUAGUAAUAGUGGUGUAAUAGUGGUGUAAUAGUGUAGUGGUGUAAUAGUGUAGUGGUGUAAUAUGGUAGUAAUAGUGGUGUAAUAGUGUAGUGGCCUCAGGACAUCUCCUCUCUGACUGGGGUUCUGUUCUCCUCCUCAGGACAUCUCCUCUCUGACUGGGGUUCUGUUCUCCUCCUCAGGACAUCUCCUCUCUGACUGGGGUUCUGUUCUGUUCUCCUCCUCAGGACAUCUCCACUCUGACCGGGGUUCCUGACGAACACAUAAAGACCCGCAAGGUGCACAUCUUUGUGCCAGCCCGCACGGCCAUGCAGUCAGGAGCCCACGGCACCAAGAAGUGGAAGAUGGACUUUGACACCCGGGAGCGCUGGGAAAACCCUCUGAUGGGAUGGGCCUCCACGUAAGACACACACACACACACACACACACACACAUUAAAUAGUUGUUUCCAAGGGCGGCAAUCAGAAUCACUACUCCUAGACAUUCAAAACGUCUCAUGUGCCAUGCAUGCAGCAUGGACAGCCUAGGCAGCAUACCGACCAUCAGGUUACUGGAGCUGGCGUCUUUGGAGUGGUUGCUGCCUGUUUUGAGGGUUCACAGCAAAAUAGAAUGUGAGGUUCGGAUUUGAGGAGGAUAGACUGAUCCUAGAUCUAUACUUCAGGAUGACGUCUGUCUGACUGUCUCUCUCUCUGCCUCCCACACACAUUACAAAGAGACAAUUCAAAACAAAAACAACAACAACACUAACUCGCCAUGUUAAAGGAUUUGUGAGGUUUUAGCUUUGGCAGCGUUUGGGAAAUGGCUAACUGAUAUCUCUGUCUACGUCAGACUAAUGCAAAGACAGAGGCAUAUGUUGGCUUGAGUUUUAAACCGAUUUUCCAUACAAGGCAGACAGUACAAAGGCAAAGCAGACUGGUAGACAGGACAAAGCAGGCAGACACCAAGGGUAAUGCUAACAUCUCAGACCACUAAUGCUAGCUAAUGCUAACAUCUAAGACCGCUAAUGCUAGCUAAUGCUAACAUCUCAGACCGCUAAUGCUAACAUCUCAGACCGCUAAUGCUAGCUAAUGCUAACAUCUCAGACCGCUAAUGCUAACAUCUCAGACCGCUAAUGCUAGCUAAUGCUAACAUCUCAGACCGCUAAUGCUAGCUAAUGCUAACAUCUCAGACCGCUAAUGCUAGCUAAUGCUAACAUCUCAGACUGCUAAUGCUAGCUAAUGCUAACAUCUCAGACCGCUAAUGCUAACAUCUCAGACCGCUAAUGCUAGCUAAUGCUAACAUCUCAGACCACUAAUGCUAGCUAAUGUGACAGUGGGUGGUGGUGCUGGUAGGUUAAAGUUUAAUUAAUGGAAUGAGUGUGUGGUAUAUUGUAUUUAGAUCUCUCUGUUCAAUAUCACUUACCCUUCCGUUCCUUGACCAGUUGUCUCGGACAGGGAUGUUGAUGUGAUGUGCCAAUUCAUAGGCAAGUUCUCUGCAUUGGAAGCUACUAAACCCAUAAAACUGGUCUGCGAGAUUCUUGAUAUCAUUUGUUGUAUUACUUGUGAAGCAUAAAUUGAAAUCAUUAGGGUUUUUUCUUUUUAUUAUUGGACUGAUGGUACAUGCAUCUGAUGGUCAGUCUCAGCGGAGGGGGAGAGACAGAGGGAGAGACAGACAGAGAGAGACUGACAGACAGACAGAGAGAGACUGACAGACAGACAGACAGAGAGAGACUGACAGACAGACAGACAGACAGAGAGAGACUGACAGACAGACAGACAGACAGACAGACAGAGAGAGACUGACAGACAGACAGAGAGAGACAGACAGACAGACAGACAGACAGACAGACAGACAGACAGACAGACAGACAGACAGACAGAGACUGACAGACAGACAGAGAGAGACUCAGCUUUUCCUCCCUCUGCUAACUGACCAAACGGGAACAUUGUCUUCCAGCUGAUGGUGAAACUCGACUCGCAUUUCAUUAUUUCUGACUCAUGCACCAAUUAAUCUUGUUACUCCUAUGGCCAGAGAAUGUGAAGUACUCCUCGAUGUUAGAAACACACAAGCCGUUAAUAACAACGCAAGUCUAUCGAUACACUUUGUAGCCUGAGUGGAUAGGGAGAGGCUGUUUUAUGGCUUAUAAAAGUGUUGAAUAAAGUGUUGACAGUGUUGAAUAAAAUCUUAAACAUGAACUCACUCAUAGAAACAGCAGCUCUUUGCUGUAUUCGUUGAGUCUCUCUCUAGUCAUGGUUUUGAAAUCUCACACAGUAGAGUCGAUUAUCAACUUCACAGUGGGCUGGUGGAAGCUGCAGACACUGAUUGGCCAGUGGUAGGCCUGUAGCUGCAGUUGAUUUGCUCUCCGGGCCCGCCGGGUAGGCGGAGCUUGUACCUUCAGACACAUGAAAUGGUUAAAAAUGGGAACACUUCGACUACCCGGCGCACAGGGCAGCUGAAUCAAGUGCACCUACCGACUCAAGACCGCCCAGCCACUCUCUUGUCUACGUCCCCUCCACUCCAGCCCAUCCCAACCCAGACCAUCCCCAGCUCCAACCCAGACCAUCCCCAGCUCCAACCCAGACCAUCCCCAGCUCCAACCCAGACCAUCCCCAGCUCCAACCCAGACCAUCCCCAGCUCCAACCCAGACCAUCCCCAGCUCCAACCCAGACCAUCCCCAGCUCCAACCCAGACCAUCCCCAACCCAGACCAUCCCCAGCCCCAACCCAGACCAUCCCCAGCCCCAACCCAGACCAUCCCCAGCCCCAACCCAGACCAUCCCCAGCCCCAACCCAGACCAUCCCCAGCCCCAACCCAGACCAUCCCCAGCCCCAACCCAGACCACUCCCCAGCUCCAACCCAGACACCCAUACCCCAGCUCCAACCCAGACCAUCCCCAGCCAACCCAGACCCAGCCCCAACCCAGACCAUCCCCAGCCCAACCCAGACCAUCCCCAGCCCCAACCGACCACCCCAGCUCCAACCCGACCACCCCAGCUCCAACCCAGACCAUCCCCAGCUCCAACCCAGACCAUCCCCAGCUCCAACCCAGACCAUCCCCACUCCAACCCAGACCAUCCCCAGCUCCAACCCAGACCAUCCCCAGCUCCAACCCAGACCAUCCCCACAACCCAGACCAUCCCGCCCCAACCCAGACCAUCCCCAGCCCAACCCAGACCAUCCCCAGCUCCAACCCAGACCAUCCCCAGCCCCCAACCACCAACCACAUCCCCAGCCCCAACCCAGACCAUCCCAGCCCCAACCCAGACCAUCCCCAGCUCCAACCACCCAGACCAUCCCCAGCUCCAACCCAGACCAUCCCCAGCCCCAACCCAGACCAUCCCCAGCCCAACCCAGACCAUCCCCAGCCCAACCCAGACCAUCCCCAGCCCAACCCAGACCACCAGCUCCAACCCAGACCAUCCCCAGCCCCAACCCAGACCAUCCCCAGCUCCCAACCCAGACCAUCCCCAGCUCCAACCCAGACCAUCCCCCAGCUCCAACCCAGACCAUCCCCAGCUCCCCAACCCAGACCAUCCCCAGCCCCAACCCAGACCAUCCCCCAGCCCCAACCCAGACCAUCCCCCAGCUCCAACCCAGACCAUCCCCAGCCCAACCCAGACCACUCCCCAGCUCCAACCCAGACCAUCCCCAUCAACCCAGACCACCCCAACCCAGACCAUCCCACCCAACCAGACCAUCCCACCCAACCCAGACCAUCCCCAGCCCCAACCCAGACCAUCCCCAGCUCCAACCCAGACAUCCCCAUCCCAACCAGACCAUCACCAACCCAGACCAUCCCCAGCUCCAACCCAGACCAUCCCAGCCACAGACCUCCCCAGCCCCAACCCAGACCAUCCCCAGCCCAACCCAGACCAUCCCCAGCUCCAACCCAGACCAUCCCCAGCUCCAACCCAGACCAUCCCCAGCUCCAACCCAGACCAUCCCCAGCUCCAACCCAGACCAUCCCAGCUCCAACCCAGACCAUCCCCAACCCAGACCAUCCCAGACCCAGACCAUCCCCAGCUCCAACCCAACCUCCCAGCUCCAACCAGACCAUCCCCAGCCCCAACCCAGACCAUCCCAGCCCAACCCAGACCAUCCCCACCCCACCCAGACCAUCCCCAGCCCAACCCAGACCAUCCCCAGCCCAACCAGACCAUCCCCAGCUCCACCCAGACCAUCCCCAGCUCCAACCCGACCAUCCCCAGCUCCAACCAGACCAUCCCAUCAACCCAGACCAUUCCACCCAAUCACCCAACCCAGACCAUCCCCAGCUCCAACCCAACCAUCCCAAACAGCUCCCAACCAGACCAUCCCAGCUCCAACCCAGACCUCCCCAGCUCCAACCACAGAUCCAUCCCCAACCACACCACACCCCACCAUGCUCACAAACCAGACCAUCCCAAGCCAACCCAGACAUCCCAGCUCCAACCAGACCAUCCACCAGCUCCAACCCGACACCCCCAGCUCCAACCAGAACCAACCUCCAGCUCCAACCCAGACCAUGCCUACGCUAG
Messenger RNA from Coregonus sp. 'balchen', 5101 nucleotides. The record is from the annotation of a GenBank genome assembly. NCBI's taxonomy places the organism in Eukaryota, Metazoa, Chordata, Actinopteri, Salmoniformes, Salmonidae.